UGGAGUCGUGAACGUGCAGAUUGGUGCGCGCGCCCCCUCGCUCUCCCAGGUGAAUGUGUUCAGCAGUGUGAGAGAGUGUGUGUGUGGUCCGGAGUUGUGUGUGUGAGUGUGAGAGAGUGUGUGUGAAAGGAAAAUGAGGUUUCUCAGUCUGAAGGUUUUCUGCGCCGCGGCGAUGUGUGUGUUGUGUUUCGGCAAGCGGGUCUUUUUCCAAUGUGGGGCAAAGUUGGACAUUUCGGACGUUCAGGGUCUCGUUCUCUCUCCCGGUUUUCCUGAUAACUACUCGUCCGGCUCGCACUGCAUCUGGCAGUUUUUUGUUCCCGCUGGUCAUCAGUUGACGAUGGAAAUGUUUGAUUUUGAUGUUUUUGAGAGUUCCGAGAGAAGCUUGAGCAGAGCAGAAGAUGUGACCACAAGUGAAGAUGAAGAACAUCUCCUUAAUAAAGGCUUAAUCAGGAGUCAACCUGCGCUACAGGAACAGUCCACAGAUAUAAGGGAAAUCGGAGAAGGCUCCAACAGCAUGGUGUGGAACACGACGCAGCGGCUCUGUGAUCCUCCAGAACCUCAGACAUCAGAUAACGGGCAGGAACAUGCACAAAACUCCACGUUUCCUUCAUCUGUGGAGGACAACACUGAGGUCCACCUGCCUCCUUCCAGCACACCAGCGAACAUCGUUGAGAACGAAUCAGAGACCCUGCAGCUGCUGAAGGACGUGUGUCCUGAUGACGUCCUGUACAUCACGGACCUGAUCACGUUUUCUUCGCGGUUCUGUGGAUCCAAGCGUCCGUCUGACGAUCGGCUGGUGUUCGGGUCUGACGUCGAGAUGGUUGAAGUGAUAAUGGAGCUCAUCACGAACACACACCGGGGUCGAGGGUUCGCUCUGAUAUUCCGUUAUCACAAUCGAACAGCCGAAGCAGCCGUCGAGGUCGGGGUUCAGAGGUCGUCGGCGCCCUCUGUUGGUGCGGUAGAAGCGCUGCUCGCUGCCGUUAGCCUUGUUGCUUUGUUGGCUUUGAGUCUUAUGAUCGUUCUGUGUGUGACUCUGAGACCAAAACUGUGUGUAAAAGCCUCCACCAUGACGACAUCCAUCACCUCGGAGGUCCCAGGUCAGAACCUGCACACUGAUGACAGUGAACUUCAGCUGGUUACAGCAAACGUCUCUGAGCAAGAACUCAACAAACACAAAACCUUACCCCACACAGGUAACGCCCUUCUCUUACCCCACACAGGUAAGGCUCCAGUAUGCCAAAGUUCCCAAAAUGUUGUGCUGGACUGUUCUGAUGGUCUGAUGGAGAUGGAAUUGGGAGCAGAUGAAGUAUUUGUUAUCUCAAACACAACCACACCAUCGUUUUCUCCUUGCACGCAGCACGAACGUUUUCUGCGACACUGUGACACGGGAUCUGUGCAGCCGUCUGAUUGGAUGCCUCACAGCGAACCCUCUAAUUGGCCAAGUCGUGGCAGCCAUGUUGGAUCAGCGCGUCCCCGAGCAUGGAGCGUCCGAACCUUCCAUGACUUCCUGCUUCCUCUUCCUCAAUUAAACAGGAAGUGGUGCAGCUGGAAUUUAACGAGCCCCUUCACCAAACUAGUGGACACUGUUUCUCCAGGGUCUGAUGGUGUGAAGGUUCCUUCAGCUCCGAAUCAGCAGCGCUACAACAGUUCACGGUCUCACACGUCUGAGCAGCUCUGCGAGCCCGAUGCUGCCCUCUGUGGCCUGGAGCAAGGAGUGGAAGUGAAAAUCUGCAGGUUCUCUGCUGCUGCUGCUGAUGAUGAUGAUGAUAAUCUCACCAUUCCUGUGUUCGCCAUUUCAGAAGAAGACGAUCGAGAACCUCUAGUUUCAGCUGAACAUCAAAACCAAGAGAAAAACUGUGAGAGCGGGAAUUGCGAGUCCUUCCCUACAUUAGGCUCCACCCACUUUACGGUAGAGGAGUUGGAUGUUUAUAAAAACAGCAGUAAGAUCCAGCUUCCCUCACUGAGCCAUGUGACCGUUCCAUGCGACUCUGUGGGAAAGGACAUAUGAUCGACUCGACCGCAUCGUCAUAACCAACAGCGUGUGUUUGUGUGCAGCGUCCCUGUUAUUAUCUCAUCAUAAAACAUGGCAGAAGUUUUAAUCUAAUUUAUUCUAAUGCCUGUGUACUGUGUCGUGUGUAUACUGCUGGAUUUACACAAACACUUUAAACUGCUUUUAAAGCAGGAAUUUUGAGCUUCAUAGUUGAAGUGGACUCCAAGUGUUCCUGUGCCUGAGAUAUAAAGGAAACAUUAACAUAAAAAACUGCAUAGAAUCGAGUUCUGUUAGCUUCAAGUGCUUCAGAGCUGCAGAUCUAAAUGAUUCAAACGAUUCAAACGAUUGUUUCUGAUUCUUAAUCGUAUUUGAAUCAUAUAUUAUUGAACUUUAGAAUUUAGUACGGCAAUAUGCGUUUUGUGUGUGUGAGAGUGACUGUGUGUGCGUGUGCAUGUACAUUUGUAUGUAUGCGUGUGUGAGUUCAUGUGUGUUUGAUUGUGUGUGCACUUGUGCAUGUGUGUGUGUGCGUGAGUGUGUGUGUGUGCAUGUGUACGUGUGUGUGUGUGUACGUGUGUGUGCAUGUGUAUGUGUGUGUGUGCAUGUUUACGUGGGUGUGUAAACACAAGCGUCUUUGUUUUUUCACAGUGUGUCAGUGAGACGUGUCAGCUGAUGGAUUCCUACAUUAAUAGUUGUUUCUUUACGUAACGAGGCGCAUUUUUGACGUGUAUAAAUAUUUAAACAUUUUGUGGAGUGAAUUAAACGUUAUUGUCUAAUUCCAGCACAUAACAGUUCUGUGGUGUGUAAUAUUAGUGUUAUAAUACACACUUUGUUCUAGCUCACUUCACUGCUGGUGUUUUGUUCCUAAUAGAUGAUUAAUGCUGCUAAAUCGUUCACUGUUGUGCUUUAAAGGGAAAAAUGAUUACUGAUGAAAAGAAGAAAUGCAGAAAGUAACAAAUCACUAGAAAUAAAAUAUUCUGUGAAGUACAA
Tachysurus fulvidraco (yellow catfish) is the source of this 2977-nucleotide messenger RNA. RefSeq lists its product as uncharacterized. NCBI's taxonomy places the organism in Eukaryota, Metazoa, Chordata, Actinopteri, Siluriformes, Bagridae. The record is from RefSeq and is a predicted model, not a curated record. The transcript has 7 exons. The coding region runs from base 134 to 2008 and encodes 624 amino acids.